AUGCUCCGGCGUCUGUUUUCCUCUGCGCUACUGCUUCUUUGCUUGUUGAUAUGCUGCGGCAACAGUGGCGCUGCAGCCGCUAAUCAGGAGAAUGCCAUGGAUCCGUUUGCAGGGACGACGGAUAUUCCUGGUGCUGCAUGGGAAGGCGUUGGUGUCGCUGCUCAACCGGUCACUUCCCUCCGUGUCCCCAGCCUUGUUGCGGUGGGGGAGGAUGUUUUUGCCGUUGCCGAGGCUCACUGCAGGAAGCAAAACGGCGAGGCGGGCUCCUUUACUGGAAUUGCGUCGAAGCACCUCAAGAAAAUCACGGAGGGCGCAAUGGACGUCUCGGCGGCGGACACAAGUCUCCUCUUCACGCAACUUGUGGAGGGAAGUGACGCGGCUGAGAAGAAGGCAACGAAGAUCAUGCGGCCAACAACACUUGUGGUUGGCAGAGAUGUCUACAUGCUGCUGGGCAGACGUACCCGUACAGAGCCUGAGGAGCAGGUUGCCGGCAAAACUGGCUGGAAUCUUGUGCUGGUGAAGGGAAGUGUCAGUGGAAGCGGCGACGAUAAGAAAAUCACAUGGAGUGAGACCCGUGCGGUGAAGCCUGAAGCUCUCGCAAGACUCAACUCCCUGACUCAGUUGGCUGGUGGCGGAGGCUCGGGCCUUGUGCUGGGCGAUGGCACGCUUGUGUUCCCCAUGCAGGGGAUCGAAAGGGAGAAAAAGAGCGUCUUGCUGGCCAUGCGCUUCACGCCAUCGAAGAAGAAGUGGGAGCUUUCGUCCGGAACGACCGGUGAGGGCUGCAGGGACCCGUCCAUCGUGGAGUGGGGCGACGACGGAAGCCUCCUCGCGAUGGCUCCCUGUGAGAGGGGCUCCUACGACGUCUACGAGUCCACUGUGUGUGGGGUAGAUUGGUAUGAUGCGGGUGAGCCGAUUACCCGCGUGUGGGGCACCUCGCAGAACCGUCAAGGAGGGGACGGCGUGCAGAGCGGCUUCAUCACGGCAGACAUCGAGAAUAAAAAGGUGCUGCUCCUCACCACGCCGGUGUACUCGGAAGAGGAAGGCAAAGUAAAGGGUGCUCUGCAUCUUUGGUUGACUGAUAAUUCCCGCGUGCACGAUGUCGGACCGGUGUCACGAGAAGCGGAUGACGCCGCUGCCAGCUCCCUGCUGUACAGAAGCGGUGCGUCGGUGGAGUUGAUUCUACUGUACGAGAAGAAGACUGGAUACGAUUCGUAC
Molecule: messenger RNA, 1215 nt
Organism: Trypanosoma conorhini
Lineage: Eukaryota; Euglenozoa; Kinetoplastea; Trypanosomatida; Trypanosomatidae
Product: sialidase-like protein
Exons: 1
Biological process (GO): oligosaccharide catabolic process; ganglioside catabolic process
Cellular component (GO): intracellular membrane-bounded organelle; cytoplasm; membrane
Molecular function (GO): exo-alpha-sialidase activity
Source: RefSeq, a predicted model, not a curated record